Messenger RNA from Phytophthora infestans T30-4, 1067 nucleotides. Its product is annotated as palmitoyltransferase, putative. Gene Ontology annotation, cellular component: endoplasmic reticulum; Golgi apparatus. NCBI's taxonomy places the organism in Eukaryota, Oomycota, Peronosporomycetes, Peronosporales, Peronosporaceae. Gene Ontology annotation, biological process: protein targeting to membrane; peptidyl-L-cysteine S-palmitoylation. Gene Ontology annotation, molecular function: protein-cysteine S-palmitoyltransferase activity. The transcript is spliced from 6 exons. The record is from RefSeq and is a predicted model, not a curated record. The coding region runs from base 10 to 1017 and encodes 335 amino acids.
GCAGCGAGGAUGCCGUCCCUCGAACAGCGGAAGCGGCCGACGGCGUGCGGUACAGGAUUCAACGUUCGUCUGUGGUGCAACACUGACCCAUGCGGGAUUGUAUGCGCCGUCAUCUCGUGGUUCUUGGUGCUUUACGCCGAAUUCACCGUCGUGGGCGUGGUGGUGUACCCGUGGAUGGGUCUGUCGCCUUUGGGUCUGCUUCAUAUCGCUAUCUUCACAGGGCUUUGCUUCCUGGCGCUAGUAUCGCACGGAAAAGCCAUGCUGACGGACCCUGGAUCUGUUCCCGAGUCGGCACUACCGCUGGCAUUAGCAAACGCGUCUAAGGACGAAAUUUCCAGACUGGAGGAGCAGAAAUACCGGACGUGCCGUCGGUGCCGCCAGUUUAAGCCGGGGAGAGCGCAUCAUUGCUCGAUCUGCGAUCGCUGCGUCAUCAAGAUGGACCACCAUUGCCCCUGGGUGAACAACUGCGUGGGACUGGGCAACCACAAGUUCUUCCUCCUCUUCAUCUUCUACGUGUUCAUGCUAUCGGCCUAUGCAUUGACGCUGGUGUUCUUCCGCUACGCUAAGUGCAUCAAUGAGUCCUGCCCAACGUACGGAGCUAUUCGGGUUGUCUGCUUGAUUCUUGAGGCCGUGCUCUUUGGUCUCUUCACCAUGUGCAUGAUGUGCGACCAGUACAGCGUCAUCACCACAGGAACUACACAGAUUGACCGUCUCAAGGGCGAAAGUGCAGAUAACCUUGGUCUACGAGAAGUUUUCGGCGGCGCAGACUGCAAAUUCUCUUUACAUUGGCUCCUCCCAGUGAACAUUUGGUUCCCAACGUCGGUAAAGAACCAAGUACUGGGCUACGUGCUUGAACACGAGCUAAUAUUCUCCGAGGACGAAACCUCGGAGAUGGAUACUUUCCUUGACGACGACAGCGUGUCCGAUACUGCCAUCACGAUGACAACGGAAACUUUGGAGGGCGGCUGGUCCGUGGAGAAACGAGUGCCAGCCAGUGAAGCAGCUGACGUCGUGUAGUAACGGUAGGCGGAAAGCACCGAAUCGUAUAGUAAUAAGCCUGGGCAGAG